AUGACGUUCGGCCUCAAGAAUGCCGGCGCAACCUACCAGAAGGCCAUCCAGAGAUGCCUCCAGGGGCAGAUCAGGCGCAACACCGAGGCUUAUGUCGAUGACGUCGUCGUCAAGACAAAAUGUAAUGACCAGUUCAUUACAGACCUCUCCGAGACAUUUGAAAAUCUCAAGAAAUUCAAAUGGAAGCUCAACCCGACCAUGUGUGUGUUCGGUGUCCCAUCCGGAAAACUACUCGACUUCAUAGCUCACAAGAUCAGGGUGGCCUCAUCAUAUCCACUCGGCGACAUCGUCCACAACAAGGACGCCAACGGACGAGUCGUCAAAUGUUCAGUAGAGCUCGGUGCAUUCUCGAUUGAAUUCAUGCCACGCUCCACCAUCAAAUCCCAGGCGCUCGCCGACUUCGUUGCCGAGUGGACCGAGAUACAAGACCCUCCACCCGAUACAAGAUCCGAGCACUGGAUUAUGUACUUCGAUGGAGCCCUCAACCGCGAUGGAGUCGGUGCUGGAGUUCUCUUCAUCUCCCCGAAAGGUGAACAACUCAAGUAUGUCCUUCAACUACUCUUCAAGGCUACCAACAACGCUGCCAAGUAUGAAGCUCUUAUACACGGUCUCUGGAUUGCUGUCACGCUCGGCAUCAAGCGCCUGUUGGCAUACGGCGACUCCAAAGUCAUCAUAUAG
Molecule: messenger RNA, 678 nt
Organism: Panicum virgatum (switchgrass)
Lineage: Eukaryota; Viridiplantae; Streptophyta; Magnoliopsida; Poales; Poaceae
Exons: 2
Coding region: 1-678 (225 amino acids)
Molecular function (GO): nucleic acid binding; RNA-DNA hybrid ribonuclease activity
Source: RefSeq, a predicted model, not a curated record